AUGGUCAAACCACACGGACAGUAUGGUGAAGAAGGAACGACAGUGACUCUUCAACCUCAGGAGGCUGAAGAAAUGUGGCCUGUCCCCGAGGGCCGUCACAGUGUUCUACAGGAGCACCAUCGAGAGCAUACUAUUAUAGUGGACGACGAUGACAGCAAGGUGUGGUCCUUAUAUGACGCAGGCCCAAAGAGCAUCAGGUGUCCCAUCAUAUUCCUUCCCCCUGUGAGUGGGACAGCAGAGGUGUUCUUCCAGCAGGUCUUAGCCCUGACAGGCUGGGGCUACAGAGUCAUCUCACUGCAGUAUCCUGUUUAUUGGGAUCUCUUGGAGUUCUGUGAUGGAUUUCGGAAGCUUCUCGAUCACUUGCAUUUGGACAAGGUCCAUCUAUUUGGUGCUUCUCUGGGCGGCUUCCUGGCCCAGAAGUUUGCCGAGCACACACACAAGUCUCCCAGAGUCCACUCUCUGAUCCUGUGCAACUCCUUCAGUGACACCACCAUCUUCAACCAGACAUUGACAGCCAACAGUUUUUGGUUGAUGCCCGCCUUCAUGUUGAAGAAGAUUGUCCUGGGGAACUUUGCUAAAGGACCUGUCGACCCCAAGAUGGCCGACGCAAUCGACUUUAUGGUCGACAGACUGGAGAGCCUGAACCAGGGUGAGCUAGCCUCUAGACUAACACUCAACUGUCAGAACUCCUACGUGGAGCCUCACAAGAUAAAGGACCUGGCCGUCACCAUUAUGGAUGUGUUCGACCAGAGUGCCCUGUCACACGAGGCGAAAGAGGAAAUGUAUAAGCUGUAUCCAAAUGCCAGACGGGCUCACCUCAAAACGGGUGGAAACUUCCCCUACCUGUGUAGGAGUGCUGAGGUCAACCUAUACAUACAGGUCCAAUGGCUGUUUCCUCCUUCCUCACUCUGCUGUCGUCUGCCUCCGUCUCAACACCACUUUAUUUCAAUAUACAGUUUUCUAGAAAUCUUUUUAUUCAUUUUUUUGGCACUUAAUUUCUGUGAUGUCAGGCCUGGGCUCGGGCUUCAGCUCACCGGGCUUUGGUCAGACCGGGAUCCAAUUUUAGUUCUGAUGAGAACUCUAAACUGCAUUCGGGUCUCAUGUGCAGUCCGUCGGUGUCAAUUAUGCUCAAGGUUUCCAUGUGAAAACCUGUUUGGAUAAUGUGCUAUUUUAUUUUUUGCCAAUAUUUGCUGCUGCGCAUGUUGUGUAUUUUGGGGAAUUGCUUUAGUGUGACAUUGUUGUAAUUUCUCAGGUCUUGUCAUUUUAUUUUCUCGGGAAAUGUGAGGUGUUGAUCCCGGCUACCGGUGUUUAUUUUUAAAAUUGUAUUUAACUUGGCAGGUCAUUAAAGUCAGGACAGAAAGAGUGGUAACCCCACACUGUUGAAUGUUGUAACAAUUCUCAGACUCGUACAUGUAGUAGUGUAGCCUCGUUAAUGUAUUAAACAUGUGAGUUUGUGAUGAAUCCAGCAGUGCAGGCUCCUGCACAUUUCUUAUUGCCGUUUCAUUGUGUUACUACUACUACUAUACUACUAUGGUGCAUCACUAUGUACCAUUUGGUACCAGAUAGUUACCAAUUGUGCUGACUUUGAUGUAAGUCAAGUAUCCAUUAUUGGUACAUAGUUACUACUGUAGUUAGUUAAUACCAAUGUACAUACCAAGUACUAGCUGGAAAUCAGGCUGUAAAAUAAAGAUUUUUGUCUGUAUCUACAACCACCAGAUACACCACAAUCUUGAAUAGCACCACUAAACAUAGUCAAACACUUGAUACCACAGCUUCCUCUGCAGGCUAACCCAACCAGCUGCAUCUGCUACAAAAUAGGUUUUGAUCACUAACAUCCCUUGUUAAUCCCUAGUGUCAAGUGUUUGACUAUGUUUUAAGUGGUGCUUUUCAAGAUUGUCUCUCUGAUGUUUGGAGAUGCAGCCAAAAAUAUUUUAUUUCCAGCUAGUACUUGGUAUGUACAUUGGUAUUAACUAACUACGAGGCUACACUACUAGGUGUACGAGUCUGAGAAUUGUUAGAACAUUCAACAGUGUGGGGUUACCACUCUUUCUGUCCUGACUUUACUUAUUGUACCUGCAACUUAGCCUUGUACCAACAUCCUGAUCUCAAGCUUACAUUCUGUAAGGAUGGUCAUGUGAGGCUUCCUGCAUGUAACUUCAUAUAGACUAUUUCUGAACAUGUUCCCUCUGUCUCGACCCCUCUCCUCAGAUUCACCUGCGGCAGUUCCACGGGACGCGGUACGCCGCCAUCAACUCGGACAUGGUGAGCGCCGAGGAGCUGGAGGUGCAGAAGAGCCACCUGGUGAAUAGCGCCAACGACCAAUGAUGAGACUGUUACCUAGCACCUUCUCCUCUCUCCCAGCUCUGACCCAGCUCUGACCGACAGGCCAGAACCGGAUUGGCUGAUUCUGUGGGGCAGAACUAUGGGAACUACAUUUCCCUGACCAGCAAAACAGCCAAGAAAAUGUCAACCAUAGAAAUUAGAAUGACUCAAUUCUAUUUCUGUAUUUCUAUGAUCAACCAUCAUCACCCAGUCACCACGACUGGUCACACGGAUCCACUUGGUAAAAAGGUCAUCUCUUCACCUGAUCUUCUUCCUGUUUUUUCUACGAUAUUGAAUACAAUCAAUCCACAAGUUGAACUGAUACUAUUUUUACUUUACAGUUAAAAAUAUAUAUUUUAAUUAUCACUGUUACUGUAAAUAGAGCGUAAUUGGCUACGUUGCUUUGAGAGAAGAAACGCCAUACGAUGCCAUGUUAUGAACCUUUUGCCUUAUGUGAUAUAAAUCUCAUGCAUUUAAUUGAUGUUGCACUUUUGAAUUCCAUGUUUUCCUUCUAUGUUUAUGGUUAACUCUGCCAACCGUGGCGAUACUUGGUAAGCUAGAAAACCUGCACUGAUUAGAUAUACUGCUGAGGAUGUUAGUCGGAAUAAAUUAUGUAUAAUGUUAAAUUUAAUUUCUAAUUGAAUAAAGCCUUCUUGAAAACAUG
Molecule: messenger RNA, 2986 nt
Organism: Oncorhynchus tshawytscha (Chinook salmon)
Lineage: Eukaryota; Metazoa; Chordata; Actinopteri; Salmoniformes; Salmonidae
Product: maspardin-like
Exons: 8
Coding region: 1-1161 (386 amino acids)
Cellular component (GO): cytosol; trans-Golgi network transport vesicle
Molecular function (GO): CD4 receptor binding
Source: RefSeq, a predicted model, not a curated record